AUGGCAUCGCUGAUAAAUCAUAAUUACACAACAAGUUAUUUCAAAAGUGUCGAGGCACCAAAAAAUAUUCCAUUUCCACAAUAUUAUGAUGUAGUAAUGGAUUGGAAAUUUCCAUUAACUGUAGCGGCAAUUUACGCAAUUGUCAUAACAUUGCUAAAUCCAAAACCUCAAUCCACUUCUCUUAACAAAAAUAUCAAUAGUUAUAAUGUUUCUCGUGCUGUUGCUCAAUCAAAAGGUUUAAAAGUUUCAAAUAUAAAACAAAGUGGACAAUUUAUGACAGCUAUUGUAUUCAUUCAUAAUUUGAUUUUGUGUUUAUAUUCUUUAAUAACAUUUGUAUCAAUGGGUUCUACCUUUGUAAAUAAUUUUUAUGAUCAUCGGAACAAUUUAAUGGAUGCUUACUGUGAUAGAGAUGGAUCAUUGUGGGAAGAAGGUCUUGGAUAUUGGGGUUAUCUUUUCUAUCUAUCAAAAUACUACGAAAUAAUUGAUACUAUAAUUAUCUUGAUGAAAGGUCGUCGCUCAUCAUUUCUACAAACUUAUCAUCAUGCAGAUGAAAAAAAGACAUCAACACUAAUUAAAGAAACAUUAGAAACAGAGAGAUUUAAUGAUAUCGGUAACAAUAUAAUAUCGCCUAUCGAAAUAAUGAUUGAUGUUAAAAAAGAGUUUAGUAAUGGUGUGAAGGAAGUUGUCAUAACCACAGCUACAACAGCACCUCUUACUCAUAUAAUGUUUGCUGGAGGAUUUGGUGGAUCAACUGCUGAUUUUUUAAUGCAUAGUGUUGAUACAGUCAAAACCAGAUUACAAGGUCAAAAAUUUACCAAGCCACCAAAAUAUCAAAAUAUGUUACAUGCAUAUGUUACAAUACUUAAGCAAGAGGGUAUAAUGCGUGGAUUAUAUGGAGGAGUUUUGCCUGCAAUAUCAGGGUCAGUUCCUGCCACAACGAUUUAUUUUGGAACUUAUGAAUUCUUUAAGCGUAAUUUAACAGGGAUUGGAAUCCCUGAUACAAUUUCUCAUUUAUCAUCUGGAGCUCUUGGUGAUGUAGUUGCAUCUACAGUGUAUGUUCCAUCUGAGGUAUUGAAAACCAGAUUACAAUUACAAGGCCGAUACAAUAAUCCACAUUUUUUUUGUGGAUACAAUUAUAGAAAUACUUGGCACGCUGUGCAGAUGAUUUAUAAACUUGAAGGUGCAAGUGCAUUCUAUCAUGGUUAUAGAGCUACUUUAUUACGUGAUGUGCCAUUUUCUGCAUUACAAUUUGCUUUUUAUGAAAAAUUCAAGUUUUGGGCAGUUUUAUAUACAAGCAAGAAUAACUAUUCAUCAUCAUCUUCUUCUUCAACAACCAGUCAAUUAACAUUAAAAUGGGAAAUAAUAACAGGUACUUUGGCUGGUGCACUAGCUGCUGCAACCUCUACAUCAACAACAACUCCAAACCCAAACCCAAACCUAUCAUCAACAAUUUCAACUCCAUCUGCAUCUGCAAUAAAAACUUCAUCAACAGUUAUCAAUCCACCAACAUCAUCAAUACCUAAAUAUGCAACACAUUUUUAUGGUGGGAUAUGGGAAGGAAUGCAAUGGAAUUAUAAACAUCAUGGUUUGGCAGGAUUAUUUAGAGGUGUUGCCCCAAGAGUUGCUUGGACUGGCAUGCAAAGUGGUUUAAUGUUUGUAAUCUAUGAACAAGUUUUAUGUUUUUUAGGAAAUAUGGCAACAACUUCAAUUUAA
Entrophospora candida is the source of this 1713-nucleotide messenger RNA. NCBI's taxonomy places the organism in Eukaryota, Fungi, Glomeromycota, Glomeromycetes, Entrophosporales, Entrophosporaceae. The record is from the annotation of a GenBank genome assembly.